This is a messenger RNA of Anopheles stephensi (Asian malaria mosquito), 1839 nucleotides long. RefSeq names its product zinc finger protein 567-like. The transcript is spliced from 2 exons. The record is from RefSeq and is a predicted model, not a curated record. Gene Ontology annotation, cellular component: nucleus. The coding region runs from base 152 to 1768 and encodes 538 amino acids. NCBI's taxonomy places the organism in Eukaryota, Metazoa, Arthropoda, Insecta, Diptera, Culicidae. Gene Ontology annotation, molecular function: zinc ion binding.
CCAAAACAAACCUUUUUUUUGUUGGCCAUAAAAAAACAACAAUCAGAUGAGAUGUAAUCAAUAGCAUAGUUUAGUUUACAACUAAGUAAUUGUUGUGAAUAUUGAAACCAUUUUGCCCAGAGUACUGUGAGCUGUUCCUCAUCCGCCAGCCAUGAUGGCGUUAGAGAGAAAGGAAAACAUUCCGAAUGUCGCGGAUAUAGGUUCGACCUUUGGAGCCCAAUGCGAUGUAUGCCUUCGGGAAGAAAAAACUUGCUUCGCCACAUCGGACUCGAUAUUCGACGGAAAGAAUGUAUUGGCCAUUGUUACGCAGCAUCUAGAUGUAAAAAUCAGCCUGACGUACAUUUGUGAGCGUUGUUGGAGCAGGCUGAAAGAGUUCGAUGAGUUCUACCGCAUGGUAAACGAGCAGCACCGGUUCAACCCUAGCAGUAAACGUGAGGACAACACGGAUGCUCCCGACCAUGCGAAAGAUCCCGUAGAUCCGGAACCGAGUGGUGUGUUUGGGAUGGAAUUUGUAGAAAUAAAGUACGUCCCAUUCGUGGAGGAUGAUCGAGAGUUAGCGCUGGUGAAAGAGGAAAAGGAACCACUUCCGGACGAUGACUGUGGCAAGCUAUCGCCCAAGCCUGAAUCCAUGGUGGGGGACAAUGAUGAGGAGGCGAAUCCCAUGCACGAUGACACGGAUUCCGUCUUAUCGGACGACAGUGACGAGUCGUACAGAGCGCAACCGGCCAGCACCAAACGCACCGCUAAGCAGCCGUCGACAGUCGACAGAAGGGAGCCGAAAGUGGACACCGAGAUACUGGACUUCUACAAACGGCUCGUGUGUGCGGUGUGCGAUGCGGAACGCAUGUUGGCCGGCGAACCGUCGAUCGAGUACGGUAAUUUGCGGGAGCUAAACAAGCACAUGCGGAGGGCGCACGAUCAGGUGGUGGCCACCCUAAUCAAAUGUCCGCUGUGUGACAAGAAGCUGCGGUACCGGGGGAAGAUGCUCGAGCAUCGAGACAUGCAUUUGCAUCCGGAUCGGUUCCGGUGUGUGGAGUGUCACGAGAUACACCAGAACAUGGCGGAGCACAUGAAAAACAAGCACCAGGAGCGAACGUACUGCUGUGAAGAGUGUGGUAAGCGGUUCCCGUUCAAGGCGCGGCUUACGGCACACGUGAAGAAGAUGCACACCACGAAGGAUGUCGUGUGCGACCAGUGUCAGAAAAGUUUCAGCAAAUACACCAUAGAGGAUCACAGGCGGGCGGUGCACGAGUCAAAGUUUAUCUGCGAACACUGUCCGCGCACGUUCAAGUCGCGCUUUUCACUCGAGCAGCACAUGGAGGAACACGCCGGUGGGCUGCGCAAAUCGACGGCCGCUACCUGUGACAAGUGUGGCGUGGUGCUGCGGGACAAGUACACGCUCCAAUCGCACAUCAAGCGGAUGCACACGGAACAUGCGCCCGUGAGCUGCGUAUCGUGCGGGAAGGUGUUCAAAUCGAAGCAGCACCUUAACUCGCACCUGGCGAACGUCUGCACGGAGCGCACGUUCCCGUGUCCGAUCUGUGAGAAGCAGUUUAAGAAGAAGAUUAAGCUGAAGGAACACAUGACUACACACACGAAGAGUGCGCUGUACCAGUGCCCGUACUGUACGAAAACGUUCAGCUUCGAGACGCAGCUGUACAAGCACCGGAAGCAGGCUCACUACGAGCAGUGGCUGGAGAUGCAGCAGAAGCGCAAGGAGGGCGUGCGAUUUAAGGUUAAUUGGGUCUCGGACAUGCCCGCCAUCUGAGCAGACGAUCGAUCGAAGAUUAAUCGUUAAAUAAAAUAUAACGUAGCGGCUGUUCUGUGCAUUUUACGAAC